This is a messenger RNA of Thalassophryne amazonica, 1732 nucleotides long. RefSeq names its product SIL1 nucleotide exchange factor (gene sil1). NCBI's taxonomy places the organism in Eukaryota, Metazoa, Chordata, Actinopteri, Batrachoidiformes, Batrachoididae. The record is from RefSeq and is a predicted model, not a curated record.
UAAAUACGGCAGAUACAAUCUCACUGCUGAUCACACACAUUCUGUCAUAGACGUCAGGUUUGUAUGUUCGCGUGAACUAGUUAGUGCGCGUGCCGUGGGUUGUAUGAAACCCUAACUUCACCACCUGCUGACCAGCUGCUGCUGUUUGUGUGUCAUGACGCUGACGUCCAGAGGUGCAGGAGCUUCAUUCACGUGUUUGACUCUGAUGUCUCUUCUGUUGCUGUGUUGCAACCGCACGGUCGGUGUUCUUCAGCCAAAGUCAGCUUUAACUGUGGUGGAGAAAGAGGAGGCAGGAGGUGGUGAUGAAGAUGAGGCUUCGAUUGAAGACUUGGAUGUGGUCCAGCCCAGUGAGGAGUGGCAGACACUUGGACAAGGUCAGGCGGUGCCCUCGGGUUCUCACGUGAGGCUCAACCUUCGGACUGGCCAGAGGGAGGUCAAACUGGGAGAAGAGCAGUUUAAAUACUGGACACACACACACAGACAAAAGAGACGUCCAUAGUCCUCCUUCAGUGCCGAUGAGCUCAAACAGGGCAUGAAGAUAAAGGAAGACCUGAACGCUGGCAAGGAAAGACUCAGACAGCAGGACUCUGUGACUUCCAAGUAUCGCCCCCUGGACGAGUUGAAGAGGGACAUGGCACAGCUGGAUCUGUUAGUAGAGACGGAUGCUCAGAUAAUGAGGCGCCUGCUGGACCAGUUCAACAGCACAAACUCUACAAUGGAGCUCAGACUGACCAUCCUACAGGAGCUGGAGUAUCUGGUUCAUCAGGUUGAUAAUGCUCAGAUGUUGUGCUCAAUGGGUGGCCUUCAGAUCAUUCUACAAGGUCUGAACAGUUCAGACUCCAGACUACAGGAAAGCUGUGCUUUUGUUCUGGGAUCUGCUUUGGCCAGUAACCCAGUGGUUCAGGUGAAAGCUGUGGAAGGUGGCGCUCUUCACAUGCUGCUCCCCACGCUGGCCACUGCACCGUCUGCUGCUGUCAAAAAGAAGGUUCUGUUUGCGCUGGCGUCACUUCUGCGUCACUUCCCCUACGCACAGCAUCAUUUCCUGUCUCGUGGCGGGCUGCAGGUCCUGUCAGAGCUUUUCAGAGCAGACAGGGGUGGAGCUCUGCGAACACGCAUCGUCACCAUGCUGUACGACAUGAUGGUUGAGAAGGACCUCGUCUCUCAGGCAAGUCUGGAUCCAGGGCUGGACACCUCAUACGAAGAGCGUCAGUACUCCAAGGUCUCUCUGCAGAUGGCGGUGCUAGAGGAGGGUUGGUGCAGUCUGGUACCACAGAUGCUAGAGUCCACUGAGCACGACUACAGAGAGAAGGCUCUGCGUGCUCUGUUGGUGAUGGUUCCAGUGUGUUUGGAUCAGUACCGUUCAGACCGCUCCCUGCUGGGCUCUCUGCUCUCUCUGAGAGACCAGUACCAGGAGAAGAUCCACACAGAAAGCCUUCUGGGAAAGGACAACAGCUACUUUGUGGAGAUGGUGGAACUCAUAGAUGCGCUGCAUUUCAAAGUGAAGUGACAGAACAUUGAAAUGUGAACGGACUGCUCUGUGCGCAUAAUGACUGAGGACGCUUCUGUGCACAUCAGGUCAAGGACACGAGAACCAUGCAGACAUACGGCCCCUUGGUAUUUCACAUAUUUUAAUUUGUUUGACAUUUCAAAUACACAAAGUAAAUCAUGCUUCUCAGUAUAAAAAAAAUUAUAAAAUUAUCUUCCUUAAACUCAAACUGAAAGCAAAUCUCUA